AUGUGGAACUAUUUCUUUGGAGGAGGAGGGAGUUCAUCCCUAGAUGAUUCUAGCAGAUCAAAUAAGAAAGAUCUCCCCAAGAAGGCUAUUGUUGAAUUAAGAGAACAUAUCAAUCUUUUGACUAAGAAGCAAAAUCAUUUACAAACACAGAUCGAUAAUCAAACCACUCAAAUCAAAGCGUAUUUGAAUAAAGGUCAAAAACUACAGGCUAAGAAUUCAUUAAAAAGACGUAAGAUUUUUGAAAAUCAAUUGGAGAAAUUAAAUGGACAAAUCGAUUCACUUGAACAACAAUUAUUCUCCAUUGAAAGUGCGAACUUGAACCUUGAAACUAUGAGAGCUAUGAAACAAGGGGCCAACGCUAUGAAAUCUAUUCAUAAAGGCAUGGACAUUGAUAAAGUUGAUGACACGAUGGAUGAUAUUAGAGAACAAGUUGAACUAGGAGAAGAAAUUAGUGAUGCUAUAUCAAGACCAUUGUUUACCAAUGGCUUAUCAAACGAUCUCAUUGAUGAAGAUGAAUUAGAUAAUGAGUUAGAAGCAUUAGCUGAAGAUACUACUCAUGAAGAAGCUUUAAAGACAACACAAGAAGUAAAUACUCCUAAAUUGGCAAAGACAAAAGCUCAGGAAUUGCCAAAUAUACCUUCUAAUAAGAUAAAAGAUUCACAAAUUGCUCAAAAUCCAGUCGCUGUUGACGAAGAGGAAGAUGAUGAAGAUGAAAGAGCUUUAAGAGAAUUACAAGCGGAAAUGGGUCUAUGA
Messenger RNA from Henningerozyma blattae CBS 6284, 753 nucleotides. RefSeq names its product ESCRT-III subunit protein SNF7 (gene SNF7). Gene Ontology annotation, biological process: late endosome to vacuole transport via multivesicular body sorting pathway; vesicle budding from membrane. The transcript has a single exon. Bases 1 to 753 code for a protein of 250 amino acids. The record is from RefSeq and is a predicted model, not a curated record. Gene Ontology annotation, cellular component: multivesicular body; cytoplasmic side of plasma membrane; ESCRT III complex. Lineage: Eukaryota; Fungi; Ascomycota; Saccharomycetes; Saccharomycetales; Saccharomycetaceae.